AUGUCAGCACCCGUCACUGCUGAAGAAAUAUUGCGAACAUUUCUGGAGAAGGAGAAGCAGAAAAAAAAAACGUUGGCCGUCAUAACCGAUUUGAAGAAUCAAAUCGAAAAACUGUCAAACCUUCAAAUGGCCAAUCAUCAACCCCGUGAUCCAGCAAAUGAGCAGCUCCUGAAAGCUCUCGAUGAAUGGGUUUUGUAUUCAGCAUGCUUGUUGAGCAAUUGCUUGUUGAGCUGCAUUAGCUCCUGGCGCUCCUUGGCCACCUGCAUUGUUUCCCUUCUUUCUCCGACAGAACUUGCGAUGGGUCUGCCAGUGACCUUGUUGGCAUUCGACACUGCAAUUCUCUCGAUGCUUAUUAUCCAAAUCGAUACGUGUCUGCUCGAGUUCCUCCUUGAACUGUUGCAAAAGAUCCGCACGAAUCUUUUGCUGAUCUUGCAUGAAUUCCUGAUGAAGUUUCUCGGUGAGCUCAACAAGACAUUUCUCACGAGAAGUGUGAUAUUCGUUGAGCCAGUGACGUUGCAAAUCGAUAAUCAUUCGCUUCAUUCCUUCGCUUACGUGUACGCCGUCCAAGUGGUACUGAAAUAA
Caenorhabditis remanei is the source of this 582-nucleotide messenger RNA. RefSeq lists its product as uncharacterized. Bases 1 to 582 code for a protein of 193 amino acids. Lineage: Eukaryota; Metazoa; Nematoda; Chromadorea; Rhabditida; Rhabditidae. The transcript has 3 exons. The record is from RefSeq and is a predicted model, not a curated record.